AUGGUUACUCAAACUAUUGAAAACAUCGUUUUUAUUAACGAAUAUGAACAUAAAAUCCGGAGAUUCAACGUAACUGCUAGGCGGUUGGAAUUUAGAUUUCUUGAUUACAAUGGACAAGGAACACCUAUUGACUGGCUAAGAAGAGGUUUAAACGAUAUUAUUAAUAAUGGUAUGCGUGGAUUCGCAAAUACUGAUAGAAUCGGUAUCACUUUUUUCAACGCCGAUUUUACCGAUAGGCCGUUACCCAUGUCAUUUAGGAGGAGAGAUCAGAUAUCGGCAGAUGCUAUAUUGGAUACUUUGGCCAAAGUUUUGCAGAGUAAUGCAAGCUUUUUAUAUAGGCUGCUGAAGUUAUUUGAAGAUGAACAAACUGAUGAUGAAGAUUACAGUUGUGAUGAUGAUCACGAACAGAAUGAGGACAGAGAUAAGAAAGUAGUGAUAUGA
Molecule: messenger RNA, 441 nt
Organism: Brassicogethes aeneus
Lineage: Eukaryota; Metazoa; Arthropoda; Insecta; Coleoptera; Nitidulidae
Source: the annotation of a GenBank genome assembly